AUGGCACCAAUGACCAAUGCUUCGCAGCGACAGCGCAGCAGAGCCACUCCAUACAUACCAUCAUACAUGGAAGAGGGUCAGUCGUGCGUUGUAUGCGGAGAUGCUGCUACUGGACUUCACUACAGAGCAAUAACCUGUGAAGGAUGCAAAGGAUUCUUCAGGCGAACAGCUCAGCGUCAUCUCACCUAUGUCUGCAAAAGUGUGGAAAAAUGUGAAAUCAACAAGCAAACGCGCAACAUAUGUCAGCGUUGCAGAUUUCUCAAAUGUAGAUCUGUUGGAAUGAGCACAGACUUGGUUCUGAACGAGGAUGAACGUGUACAGAAACGUGAACUAAUCAAAGGAAAUCGUGAACGUCGACAUUUAGAACAACUGUUGACACUCAUAAAAGGAACACCCGCCGACGAAGCUCACGUAAAGGAGUUGAGAUUUGAGAUCGACCUCAUAACCAAAUCCUACUGCCAGCACAUCGAUCAGCCGCUGAACUCAUCAAAUGUAGGGACUGGGAAGGACAAUCACUUGGUGGAGAUACUGCGUCCGAUUGUGAGAAGAAGCAGUGAAUUUGCACGCGUCAUAGCUGUCUGGAACACGCUGCCAGUCGUCUCCCAAAUGCAGCUCCUACAUAAUACGAUCCUUGAAGUCCAACUGCUCAGAUUCAUAUCAUUUUUCGACGAAGCUGAGAACUGCUUUCGUCCGAACGUUAACGUUUCCAUCACGAAGCAUGAUCUUCUAGAUACACUUGCUGUGGAAGUUGAAGGAAACGAUGAAAUGGAUGAACUCCGAGAGCUAGUGGGUGGCCUGUUUGUAGCAGCACACUCACUGGCCGCAUUGCAGUUGGACGAUCGUCUACUGGCUGUUCUUAGUGCUAUGUUCAUUUUUGACCCAAGUAAUUUAGCGGAUUCUUCGCUGGUUCCUGUUAUCUCACCCGCACACGCUCGCCUCGACGACAUGUUACACCUGUUGAGCGACGAGGCCAGCGAUGGGAUGAGCACCACACGAGCAUUUGCAGCGCUUGUCAUGACUGUAACCGCAUUCCGACGCAUUUGUCGUCGUCUUGCGCAGCACUUUAAACCUCAAAAUGCAGCUCUUUUCGAGAAAAUACUAGGGAUAUAG
Necator americanus (New World hookworm) is the source of this 1110-nucleotide messenger RNA. RefSeq lists its product as uncharacterized. Lineage: Eukaryota; Metazoa; Nematoda; Chromadorea; Rhabditida; Ancylostomatidae. The record is from RefSeq and is a predicted model, not a curated record. Bases 1 to 1110 code for a protein of 369 amino acids. Gene Ontology annotation, molecular function: RNA polymerase II cis-regulatory region sequence-specific DNA binding; zinc ion binding; nuclear receptor activity. Gene Ontology annotation, biological process: negative regulation of transcription by RNA polymerase II; cell differentiation; positive regulation of transcription by RNA polymerase II. The transcript is spliced from 9 exons.